Molecule: messenger RNA, 651 nt
Organism: Ilex paraguariensis (yerba mate)
Lineage: Eukaryota; Viridiplantae; Streptophyta; Magnoliopsida; Aquifoliales; Aquifoliaceae
Source: the annotation of a GenBank genome assembly
AUGAAUCAUUCAAAGUUGUAUGGAAUUACAGGUGAUUCGGAGAAGCUAGUGAAAGUGCUAUUUGAGCUUGCAAGGCAUCAUGCUCCUUCAACUAUUUUUCUUGAUGAAAUUGAUGCAAUCAUUGGUCAACGUGGUGAAGGACGCAGUGAGCAUGAAGCGAGUAGGCGUUUGAAAACAGAGCUACUCAUACAGAUGGAUGGUUUGAUGCGAACAGAUGAGCUUGUUUUUGUUUUGGCGGCCACAAACCUUCCUUGGGAAUUAGACGGAGCCAUGCUCCGGCGUCUCGAGAAGCGGAUUCUUGUACCUCUUCCGGAACCUGAAGCAAGAGAAGCCAUGUUUGAGGAACUGUUGUCAUCAGCGCCUGGAGAAGAGAAACUUCCAUAUGGUUUAUUGGUGGAAAGGACACAAGGUUAUUCAGGAUCUGAUAUUCGUUUAGUGUGCAAAGAAGCUGCUAUGCAGCCCCUGAGACGGACCAUGGCAUUUCUUGAAGAAAAUCAGGAAUUGGUGCCUGAGGAAGACUUGCCAAUUGUGGGGCCAAUUACACAUGAAGACAUAGAGAUGGCUUUGAAGAACACAAGGCCCUCUGCUCAUCUUCAUGCUCACCGUUACGAGAAGUUUAACACAGAUUAUGGCAGCCAGAUAUUCCAAUGA